AUGGUGGACCGAAACAUUCUCGUGGUUCAAAAUGCAGUCAUAAAAAGCCGCUUAGUUGCGGAAAACCAGGACCUAAAAUAUCAACAGGACCCAAACUAUCUACAUGUAGCACAGGACCUAAAAUAUCUACAGGACCCAAACUAUCUACAUGUAGAACUGGACCUAAAAUAUCAACAGGACCUAAACUAUCCACAUGCAGCACAGGACCUAAAAUAUCAACAGGACCUAAACUAUCUACAUGUAGCACUGGACCUAAAAUAUCAACAGGACCUAAACUAUCUACAUGUAGCACUGGACCUAAAAUAUCAACAGGACCCAAACUAUCCACAUGCAGCACAGGACCUAAACUAUCCACAUGCAGCACUGGACCUAAAAUAUCAACAGGACUUAAACUAUCCACAUGCAGCACAGGACCUAAAAUAUCAACAGGACCUAAACUAUCCACAUGCAGCACAGGACCUAAAAUAUCAACAGGACCUAAACUAUCCACAUGCAGCACUGGACCUAAAAUAUCAACAGGACCUAAACUAUCCACAUGCAGCACUGGACCUAAAAUAUCAACAGGACCCAAACUAUCCACAUGUAGCACCGGACCUAAAAUAUCAACAGGACCUAAACUAUCCACAUGCAGCACUGGACCGAAAAUAUCAACAGGACCUAAACUAUCCACAUGCAGCACUGGACCCAAAAUAUCAACAGGACCUAAACUAUCCACAUGUAGCACUGGACCUAAAAUAUCCACAUGCAGCACUGGACCAAAAGAGUCAACAUGUACGAUACCGAAGAUACCAAGCUGUUCUACAAAAUCUAAGAUGUGUACGAAAGUGCCCAGUUGCUCAACGGUACCGAGUUGUUCUACUAAAUCCAAAACAUGUACGAUAUCCAGAGUGCUUAGUUGCUCGAAGGUAUCAAGUUAUAUUAAGAAAUCAUCAACCAAAUCGUGUAGCGUGCCUUCAAUUCCAAGUUGCACCAAGAAAUUAACGACUAAAGUCUGCAGUCUUCCAACAAUUUCAAGUUGCAGCAGUAAAUCAACAAAGCCUGUUCAUACUGCGCCGACCAUUCCGAGCUGCAGUAAAGCACCUCUGGAGCAUCAGCGAUGCAAUGAAUUGAUGGCAUGCGUUUGUGCAUGCACAUGCCCCAACUUCACGGGCUGAUUUUCAGACAUUAAUAUCCUUGAUUCAGAAUUUUAUUUCAUGUAAAAAUAUAAUUUUUUUGUAUUGAUUAGAACCUUAUUUUUUCGAUAAUUUAGUUCGCUCGUAUGUUUUAGUUCCUUUGGAAAUGGCUGGCUCUAUUUUAAUAUUUAGAUGUUUUAUUUAACCAAUUUUGAAUCAUAUUUCUCCACCUUUCUUAAAAUAAUAU
This is a messenger RNA of Contarinia nasturtii (swede midge), 1359 nucleotides long. RefSeq lists its product as uncharacterized. Lineage: Eukaryota; Metazoa; Arthropoda; Insecta; Diptera; Cecidomyiidae. The transcript has 3 exons. The coding region runs from base 1 to 981 and encodes 326 amino acids. The record is from RefSeq and is a predicted model, not a curated record.